GAUGACAGCCUGCAGUCACCUGAUCAAAUGCUUCUAAAGAAUUUUGGAUAGGGUGGUCUCAAAAAUAAGCUGACACCUGACAUGCAAUGGAACACGAACUCUUAGCACAGUGAGUGUAGGCUCGUCAACUCUGGAUGACACACGAGGCUGCCCUGGACCUCCAGACACCAACCAUCUCCGGCUUAAUCCAACAAAUGGCUGCUACCCAGUGUGUUCUUUGGUCAGCCCAUAACUCACACCCAACAGUCCAGAGUCUGCACCGUCGGAAGUGCUGUGUACAUUCUGAACAUGGAGACAUCCCUGCCUGCAGUUGAACACAAAGACCUGGAGGAGACUCCCACAUCCUUCGGGGAGAAGAAAGGAGGCGGCGAAGCGGAUUACAGGAACUCGUGGCCCGUGGCCUUUCUGCGCAGGGGCCGCCUGGAAGGGGAGGACGGCCAUGCCCACGGAGACCCUACAGACAGGUAGCAUGGUGAAGCCGGUGAGCCCCGCCGGCACCUUCACCUCGGCCGUGCCCCUGCGCAUCCUCAACAAAGGGCCCGACUACUUCCGCAGGCAGGCCGAGCCCAACCCCAAGAGACUCAGCGCGGUCGAGAGGCUGGAGGCCGACAAGGCCAAGUACGUCAAGAGCCAGGAGGUGAUCAACGCCAAGCAGGAGCCGGUGAAGCCGGCCGUGCUGGCCAAGCCCCCCGUGUGCCCGGCCGCCAAGCGCGCGCUGGGCAGCCCGACGCUGCGCGUGUUCGGCAACCACGCCAAGACCGAGAGCGGCGUGCAGAGGGAGAACCUCAAGCUCGAGAUCCUCAAGAACAUCAUCAACAGCUCCGAGGGCUCCAGCUCCGGCUCGGGCCACAAGCACAGCUCCCGAAACUGGCCGCCGCACCGGUCAGACGCCACCGACCUGCACCGCCACUCCUUCGCCGAGUCGCUGAAGGUCUACCCGACGCAGGCCCGCGGCAGCCCGCAGGAGACCGGGUCCCACGUGGGCCGGCGGCUGCUGGAGCAGUCGGCCGAGUCCUUCCUGCACGUCUCGCACAGCUCCUCGGACAUCCGCAAAGUGACCAGCGUGAAGCCCCUCAAAGCCAUUCCCUGCAGUAGCUCCGCUCCUCCUCUGCCUCCCAAACCCAAAAUCGCCGCCAUCCCCACGGUGAAGUCCCCCGAGGCUGACCCGGUGGAACCGGCCUGCGGAGUGAGCAGGAGACCCUCCCUCCAGCGGUCGAAGUCAGACUUGAGUGACAGGUAUUUCCGAGUGGACGCGGACGUGGAGCGGUUCUUCAACUACUGUGGACUGGACCCCGAAGAGCUGGAAAACCUCGGCAUGGAAAACUUUGCAAGGGCUAAUUCUGACAUCAUAUCCCUCAACUUCCGCAGCGCAAGCAUGAUCAGUUCAGACUGUGAACAGUCUCAGGACAGUAACAGUGACCUUAGAAAUGAUGACAGUGCCAAUGACCGGGUGCCCUACGGCAUUUCUGCCAUCGAGAGAAACGCUAGAAUCAUCAAGUGGUUAUACAGCAUCAAACAAGCUAGGGAGUCACAGAAGGUCUCCCACGUGUAGGAGGGCGGGUGGGCGUCUGUGCAUACGCGGUUGUGAAGGUUGUGAGGUCUCCUUGAAGUGUUGUGAGCUUCUCCACUCUUUGUGUUGCUUGUGGUGCAAUGUUUUCGAGUUGCAUGCCUGUCAACAUGAGGACUGACCUGGCUUCACCAUCGCUGCAGCGCCUGGCUGAACACGUCAUCUGCCAAAAGUUUCAGGCCAGAAUCCCAGUAGGGCUUUGCUCCCAAGCAGAACUGUUUACACGGAAACAGUAUACGACUUCGAUAUUUAUGUGGUUCUUGUGUUUUUAUACCCCCCGCUAUGGUGUCUUAAUUAAAAGUUUUAUCAACUGGCUUUUAAGUUGAGAGCAGAAUCUUUUUGAAAUACUACUAAAGCCACUUUGCCUACACGGGGGACAGUAAUAAGGGGGACAUAAGUGGGAUCUGCUCCCAGACAGAUAGUGACUGACUACACAUAGGGCCAGGCUGGGUUUUUUUUUUCUGUGGAAUAAAAUGGUGAGCCUGUUGUUAAUUGUUUACAUGUUGAAAUUCUCUUGCCAUUUCGUGAAGCAAUAUUUGGGGCUACGUUCUGUGUCCAACUCUGUGUAAAUGUUGAUGGUUUUGUGUAAUACCCCAAGGAAAGACAAUCGGGUUCAAUGAAGGAUGAUUACAUCGAGGAGGUUGGGUGUGUGGGGGCUUUGUUGAUGUUGUUCCAAUUUGGGAUCAUUCGGAAGUGUCCAAUAGUAAUCUUUUGUCAGAAAUAGCCAUCCUGAAAACUCUUACGGAAUGCCUUUACAAAAGAGUAAGUUUGGUUUGGGGGCCCAGAACUACUAAUCUCAUGCUGUUGGUCUCCCUCCUCCCCUCCCUCUGCUGUUGCUAUUUUAUUUGGGAUGGAGGAGCGGGGCAUGUGCAGGUUUGAGCUGUCUGAGCAAAACGGAAAUACCACCCAUAUCGAUCCCGAGCCUCCCAUUCUAAAGGGAAGAGUGUGGAGGCUCAGCCGAGCCAUGUCUGAGCAGUAUGAUUCUGUCGUCUCGCUGUGUUCCGCUCUCACGUUGUAGGUCUUUGUUACAACUCUGCAAAGCUCUAGGAACAGCACUAUGUAGCUUUCUACCUAUGGUCGCUCUGGCUGCCUAUCAGCAUGCCCGCCUCCCCCACUCACCUGUCCUGCAGGUGGUUCAGUUCGCUGUCAACCAGCUGAUGACAGGGUGGCGUAAUUGCAGAGAGGUCACAGUGCUGUGGUCUGCUUCGUGGCUCUUGUGGUCACGCUCGGAAGUCCUCAGCAGCACGACCUUAGACUUGAUCAGCUAAUCUGAAACUUUCUAUGGUGUAAAUGCUGUAAGACUUUGUACAUACUUUCAGCUGUUACGAAAUCUUUAAGAAAACAAAGGAAAAGUUAUGUCAAUAAAUAGCUCUGGUGCAGGCACUGGUGGUGGUGCUUUCUCUUUGUCCUUCCCUUUUCUUGCUCCCUGAAACUUUCAUUUGGCCUGUGAGCCAGAAGGCGGAUUUUUGAUAGUCUCCAAGAAACAUCAAUUCAUUUAGCUAUUUUCACCAUAUCCCACUGACUCUGAACAGUAUUCUUAAUUGUAGCUUUUGCCAAAGAGUUACAUCAAGGUUCCUAAAAUACGCUGUUGCCUCUUUACUUAGUUCACACUUGGGUUAUUUUUGUCUUUUCUUAACCAUCAGGAUUUUUCACAUCUUCUACAAGAUUCUCCAGUCAUAAAUAUUUAUGGAUUCUCACAGCAGAGGCGUACUUUCAAAGAGUCUGGCUCUGUUUAUUUGUACGCACCCAGCAUCGGUGCCACUGUACGGGUCUAUCCAUCCAUUCAUUCAUUCACUCAGUCUCCUUCAACAUGUCACCUGUUCAGCCACUCCCUUUUUCUGGCAUCUUCGUCGGUACAGGACCGCCAUGCUCAGCGACAGUCUCUGCUGUGAGGAACUGGUCUUUUCACAUUUAUUUUAAGAGAAACAUCACUCCUGCGAGUGGACAUGUCCCAUCUCCUAUUGUCUGGAUAUUGACUAUUCAAUGAGUAUGUAUUAGACUAAGUAAUUUGAAGGUUAACAUUUCUCCCGGCAUUCCAUACAAUACGUCAUGUAAAAGGAAGCAUUAUUUAAGAAGUAAUUUUUAGGAACAGAUGAUAGGAUUCUCAACUAUUCCCAUGUUUAUAAACAGUUCCUUCUUAAAAGCAAAGUGGGUUCCUUGACUCUGCUGGCUUUGAAUUCCUCCUGGUUCUCUCACUAAUCUUCAGCUGAACUGGAACCCGCUUCCCAGGAGAAACGUUUUCGAAUGCAGCUGUGAGUGGUGAUGGUACCCUGCAUUGAAGAUAGUAGAAGAAAAGGAAGUUCUCUGGAAAAACAAACGACAACAGCAAAGUUUCCAGACCUCACCAUUUGUGUGGCAAUGUGGCCAUUCAAAUAUACGUGGCUUACCGCCUGGCCCUUUUCUGGGGCUACUGAAAUGCUAAAAAUAGAUAUUUUCCUUAAAAAGUAUUUUGACUUGGGGAGGGGGAUGCUGGGGCAAAUGAGCACUUCUUAACUACUCGCACUGCUUUGUCGCUGCGUGUGCUGUUUUAGUCAAAGACCGUGUUAGACGCUUCCAGUAUUUCAACACAGUGUGUGAUCUGUAUUCAGACAGGACGAUAAAUCAUCCCACUGUAAUCCA
Messenger RNA from Tupaia belangeri chinensis (Chinese tree shrew), 4186 nucleotides. RefSeq names its product family with sequence similarity 110 member B (gene FAM110B). Lineage: Eukaryota; Metazoa; Chordata; Mammalia; Scandentia; Tupaiidae. The record is from RefSeq and is a predicted model, not a curated record.